Geodia barretti is the source of this 1811-nucleotide messenger RNA. Lineage: Eukaryota; Metazoa; Porifera; Demospongiae; Tetractinellida; Geodiidae. The record is from the annotation of a GenBank genome assembly.
CAGAGAAAUGGAGAGACCACAGACUACACAGUUACUGCAACAAACCCAGAUGGAAUGGAAGCAGGAACUGCUAGUGUUGACAUAGACGAUGCUAGACAAGCCACAAUCUCUGGACUGGCUCCAUCCACACAGUAUACUGUGUCAGUAGCUGCAGUCAAUAGUGCUGGCACUGGACCUCUCACUACCCUCUCUGUAGAAACUCCAGAUGGACUCACUGUAUUGGCCACUCCCUCAUCCUCUACCUCCCUUGCCAUCUCAUGGACACUGGAGGACAGUUUGACUGCUACCUCCUACACCAUCUCCUACUCCAACACCAACAACACUGACUGUUUCACUAACUCCAGAAGUGAUAUCCCUGCUAGUGGGACAUCACACACUCGACUGGUCUAGAGGAGGGGACUGGUAUUCUAUCACUGUCACUGUCCACUCUGGCUGGAGGAGGGACGCAAGAAGGCAGCACCACAGCCACCACAUUGACUGCUGCUCCAUCUGCCCCUCCGUCUGAAGUGGAUGUAACUGAUAUUACCUCUUCCACCAUCACUGUCGAGUGGGGGGAGGUGCCUUGUGCUGAUCAGAAUGGAGCCAUCACAGGCUACUCAGUCCAGUAUGGAGUAAUGGGGAGUGGGAACACAGAGACUAUUACUGUUGAUGGAGCUACUGUGAUGGAAGCUACUAUACCAAGUCUAAAUCCAUCUACUGCAUAUACUGUGCAAGUGGCAGCAGUGAAUAGUGUUGAUACUGGAGUCUUUAGCGACAGACAAUCUGCUAUGACACUGGUUGCUGUCCCAGUUCUGAUGUCAGACUCCACAACAGCCACCUCCAUAUCCCUCUCCUGGACCAGUGCUGGCUCAGAGGGAGUCAGUUAUGAGGUUAAUUGGCAGAGAAACACCUCAGUAGGUUGUACUGAUGAGGACACAGGCAGUACCACUAUCACUGGAGGUUCCAUGACUAGCUACACCAUAACUGGACUAGAGGAAGACAGUAGGUACAUCGUAAAUAUGACAGCUUACAAUUCUCUUGGAAAUGAAAAAAGUGAGCCAGUUACUGCAAUGACAAUGAUUGCUGCUCCAUCUGCCCCUCCGUCUCCUGUGAAUGCAAUGGUGGAGAGCUCAACUAGUAUCACUGUCCAGUGGGGAGAGGUGCCAUGUAUCGAUCAGAAUGGAGCCAUCACAGGCUACUCAGUCCAGUAUGGAGUGGAGGGGAGUGGGAACACAGAGACUAUGACUGUCUCAGGAGCUAGUACCACUCAGACCACAAUCACUGGUCUCAAUCCAUCCACUACCUACUCCAUCCAAGUAGCGGCAGUCAACAGUGCUGGUACUGGAGUCUACAGUGAUCCAGAAAUGGCUGAAACUCUUCCAAGUGUAUACCUCAGUCUGAACGGUGAAAUCUUCCGUAAUCAUAGCUAUGUGGAUAUCAGUGAUAUUGGCUCCACUGAUAACACUGCUCUACAGUGUAUCACUAACCGUCUUCCACCUGCUGGUAGUCCUAAUUCUGGAGGAGACUGGUUUGCUCCAGACAAGACCAGAGUAGAUGGUACUGCUGUCCCAGGAUUUACCAGAACCAGAGGUCCAAUGGUAGUGAGACUGAAGAGGAACACUGCUACUGAUCCUGCAGCUGAAGGAAUAUAUCACUGUGAGGUAAUGGACAACACAGAAACUGAGCAGAGAGUUUAUGUGGGAAUAUACAAUGGAGGAGGAGACAUCUCAAUACGUGGGGAACUGACAGUGAAGUCUGACCUCAAUGGAGCCAGUCCUCAGUUCAUCCUCACCUGUAUCUCCACUGGUGGACCUGCUACCACUGUCACUUGG